UACUGUUGUAUUGGGGUAUGGCCUUGUAAUUGUGACUUCCUCCAACAUGUCAAUAUUCACUAUAUAUAUAUAAUGUAAUAACAGUCUUCCUCUUCGUCCUUCCUCCCUACCAAUUAAAUCUCUCUUUUUUCUCUCUCUCCUCUUUCUCUCUCUCUCUCUCUCUUUCUCUCUCUCUCUCUCUCUCUCUCUCUCUCUAAGCACUAAUUCCCAAGUCUCUUGAAGGUAGAGGAGGAGGAACCAGCCAUGGAAGCAGCAGGUGGUGAUCAUCAUCAUGAAGAGGAAGUCAUGAUCUUGGGGUGCAAGGAACAACACUACAAUAAUAUUAAUAUUAUGAAGGGUAAGCGCACAAAACGCCUGAGGCCCCAAUCCCCAAUGCCCUUUGCCAUCCCAAGAAACUCAUCUUCCCCCGAGGGUGGCAUCGGCGGCCUUGGAGGUGGUGAUGGCGGCGAAAAUAAUAACGAUUGCAUCAAUAGUACCAACUUGUCCCCCACCACAUCAGCUGAAUUAUUCCAAGACAGCACCACAUCAGAAGAGGAGGACAUGGCAAACUGCCUAAUUCUUUUGGCGCAAGGCCAAUCCCGGGCGGCUUCUUCCUCCCCCGAUCACCACCACCAACCCCAUAAGCAUAUGACUACAAGUAGUCGAAGAUUCUUGGAAGCAACAACUACCCCCGCGGGAAAGGUGGCGGGGGCGGCAGGGUAUUAUGUAUAUGAAUGCAAGACUUGUAACAGAACGUUCCCUUCUUUCCAAGCAUUAGGGGGUCACAGGGCGAGUCACAAAAAGCCGAAGGCGAAUAUAGGAGACGAUCACAAAAACAAACACUUUGGAAUUGGGUUAUUGCCACCGUCGGAUGAAGAUCAAGAUACGCAAUUGUUUAAGAACAACAGUUUCGACAACAACAAGAACAUCAUGACAUCUUCAUCUCCACUUUCUCUCCAUUUGAGCAAUAGGGGUUUGGUUUUGAGCUCCAACAAGUCCUCUUCUAAAAUCCACGAGUGCUCAAUUUGCAGCGCGGAAUUCACGUCCGGACAGGCCUUGGGCGGCCACAUGAGGCGCCACAGGGCGCCGACUGGAGCCACCAACACAACCUUGUCGUUGACGUCUCCGCCAGUCUCAGUGGCCUUUGAAUCUCAUCAACAGCAACAACAGCAGCAGCCACGGCUGCCCAUGAAGAAGCAAAAAAGUAUGUUGAAUUUGGAUUUGGAUCUCAACCUUCCAGCACCUUCAGAAGAUGAUCACCACAGAGAAACCAAGUUUGUGUUUGCAUCAAAGCAGCAGCAACAAGAACAGCAGCAGCAAGAAAGGUUAAGAACACAAAUUUUGGUGGACUGUCAUUACUAAAAAAAAUGAUUAAGAUUUUUUUUAGUGAUUUCUUCACUCCACAGUUGAUAUGAUCAAUGGUCAACUUGAUGUGAAUUACCAACUCUUUUUUAUUUUUUUAAUAACUUUUCUGUUAUACCACCAUUCAAAAUUGAAACACUAUUCUGUAGCUUCUUUCGAUUCAUCUUGACCAAUGUUAUGGAAAUAUACGGACUUUGAUCUAAUUAUUUUGUUAAAGAAAAUGUUAAAUUUGUGUUUCUUGAUUGAAAAGUGCAUGGUCAUGAGCAACUUUUUGUUUUUGUUUUUUUGGCUUUAGCUUUUCAAAAUUCAAUCGAACUUUGUGACUUCGAGUACAAAUAUGAAAAUUCUUAACCAAUUGAGCUAUAAGUCACUUGUCGCCUCUUGUUUAAUUAGAUUAUGGUGUUGUUGCAUCUUCACUUAAAUUUGUUACCACCAUACGACCAUAAAAAGUCAUGAUGCUGUAAGUUUCAUUGUUUCAUUUAUA
This is a messenger RNA of Pyrus x bretschneideri (Chinese white pear), 1825 nucleotides long. Its product is annotated as zinc finger protein ZAT5. NCBI's taxonomy places the organism in Eukaryota, Viridiplantae, Streptophyta, Magnoliopsida, Rosales, Rosaceae. The record is from RefSeq and is a predicted model, not a curated record. The coding region runs from base 244 to 1341 and encodes 365 amino acids. The transcript has a single exon.